Molecule: messenger RNA, 407 nt
Organism: Racocetra persica
Lineage: Eukaryota; Fungi; Glomeromycota; Glomeromycetes; Diversisporales; Gigasporaceae
Source: the annotation of a GenBank genome assembly
AACAUUGUAAUAGAUCAGAAAUGACAAAUCACAGUUUUAAUUCUUCGUUCAUAUCAAUGAACCCUUUAGUGAUAAUUUCUAGUUUGUCAGAAAAUGAAUUAGGAUCAGAUGAUAUUGAAGAGAGUGAAUUGGGAUUGUAUUGCUUUGAAAAGAAUGAAUUGGAACUAGAUAAUUCUGAAGAAACAGGAGAACAGAAGUCUUUAUUUUUUACAGCUUUUAAUAGUCUAAAAAAUAAUGAUCUUCGUGAAUUAGAGCAUAUUUUUAGCUCUCCAAUUAACAAUGAAAAAUUAUAUUCAUUGUAUAAAGAACAUAAAUAUGAUAAACUUAGAACUAAAUAUAGGAUAGUAAUUGGUUCACAAUAUGCUAAUCGCAAAGAGGACAUUUCACGAAAUAAUUAUUCAAUUUUG